Messenger RNA from Lepisosteus oculatus (spotted gar), 411 nucleotides. Lineage: Eukaryota; Metazoa; Chordata; Actinopteri; Semionotiformes; Lepisosteidae. The record is from RefSeq and is a predicted model, not a curated record.
GCGCCAUUUUGGCUCCGAGAAGGAGGUCGCAAAAGCCCCGCAAAAGGGCUGAAAUGUUGAACCAAAAUGGCGCCGAAGCAGCUCCGGUUGUCGUUAAAUAUCUGUCGGGCUCGGCCCCCCUUCCCAGAAGCCCUCUCGGCCCUGCUGCUUCCCGGUGGAGAUCAUGGCUGGACGUGUGGCAGCUUUCCUGAAGGGCGCCUGGAGCAGAGAGCCUGUGGUGACCGUGGCGUGCGGGAUCGGGGCGCUGGCUCUCCUUUCAGUGCCCCUGAGGGAUGACGGGAACAUGCCCGAGGUGCCCAGCCACCCCUGUGACCCCCAGGGCCCGACGCUGGACUGGAUGAAGAAGUUGUGAACCCUGUCGUCUGCGGGCUGUACAUCCUGUCGCUCAUUAAACACUUCUGUCUGACUGAA